AUGAACUGUACUAUCAACGUCGAUUUCUUCCGUGACUUCCAUCCGCUGAUCCCUGAUCCCGAACUCGAUACAUUUUCUUUCGCCUUGUCAGUUCCAUUCGCGUUCCGAUCUCUCGCUAGCCUAGCGUUGACUUCCGGUCGGCGCGAUGCGUCCGAUGGUGCUGGCGGCAGGCGACCCGAUGAUCAUGAAUAUGUUGCUUCAGGCUAUUUCUUGUAUGGGCGUCACCUGUCUGCCCAAACCGAGGGUGUCGUAGAGAACGAUGCUGAGUGGGUGGCGCUCCCGACAUUCUCGCCUCGACCAACUUCAGCGGGCCGAUCACCACCUACGAGCCCCAAGCCCUCUGCACCGCGAUUAUCCCUCCAUUCGCGCCUUUCUCGCAUAGCCUUCUCUGCCUGCUUUGCUGAGAGCAUGACCCUUGUACUGCUCUUAGUCCUGCAGACUCUCGAUAUACUCUCUUCUCGAACGCGAUUGCUCAACUGGAUCUUGUCGCAGUUCCUCUUCAUCUUCCUACUUCUGGUUUUGAUUCCCCUUGUUAUGACCAUCGUCCUGUCAUUAGGUGCGACAUCUGGCAAAGGAAAUACAGCAAAGAGACGUGCCAUCACGAUCAGAUUCGUGCUCAAUGUCAUCCCCGUGCUACUGUUCCUCGUGGCGUUCUCCGCCUCAAUACCUUCAGAAGGCGACAUCAAAUCAGCGGACCUCUCGCUUACGCGCAUUCGCGAUGAUAUCAACCAACUGAGGCUACAACUUCAAGGUUCUUCUGUACCGAGCGGAGCGGAGACUUCGAAAGAUCGUGGCCAAGGAACGUGGUAUUCUCGAUUCCUCUCCAAGUUCGAAGGUGAUGACCGUCUUCAGGAGCUGAAGGGCCUGGAAGCCCUUGAACACCAAAUGAGCCUUGACCUAAACGCGCUCCGGCAGCGCCGUCAAACCGCCAUAUUCUCGGCCACCUUGAAAGGUCGUUUGUACAACCUCAGCGGAAGACUUUUCUCCAUUUACUGUAUCAUUAGAGUCAUCAGCUCCAUCGUGAAUAUUAUCUCGUCUCGCUCAACCUCCCACCAAACUUCCUACCCCGACUUAAUCACCCAAUUCCUAGCCUACUUGCUGACGCAUAUCUCAUCCGAGGUCAACUUAGCAGACGUCGCGCGCAUGUCAAGACAGAUCAGUCUUGUGUUAGUAGGAGUCAUCAUACUCAGCAGCAUCAGGCUUGUAUUACGCGGAGUGACGAGGGCUCUACAUGUGAGCAAUCGUAGCCUUGGUGCGUCGUUGAUGCUCCUCGUUCUAGCACAACUGAUGGGCAUCUACAUGCUGUCCACCAUCGUACAACUGCGCUCGACAUUCCCUCCGCCACCCGCUGACUCUAAGACCAGCGAAGAAGCCCAAAAUUUGUUCUCUUUGAUACCGAAAUAUGAAGUUUUUGGAUCGUUGUUUGAUUGGUCGUUCGUCGUCGCUGCUGGUGCGACCUUGGUCGUCCGAUGGGGUGCAGAGAAGAUGGGUGAGAUGAGUUAG
This is a messenger RNA of Pleurotus ostreatus (oyster mushroom), 1503 nucleotides long. RefSeq lists its product as uncharacterized. The transcript has 10 exons. The record is from RefSeq and is a predicted model, not a curated record. NCBI's taxonomy places the organism in Eukaryota, Fungi, Basidiomycota, Agaricomycetes, Agaricales, Pleurotaceae. Bases 1 to 1503 code for a protein of 500 amino acids.